CGAACCAUAACCGGAACUAAACCGGUUUUCAUUCCCAUCUCUUUCAAUAAACACUUGGUUUUAGGAUUUCUCAAUCAGACAGAAGAAAUCGAAAUGCAGAGAUCGAUUGCGAUGACGGCGAAGAGAUUUCUUCAUCGCAAUCUUCUUGAGAAUGGUAAACCUAGAACUGCUUCUUCUCCUUCGUUUAGCCAUUGCAGUUCCUGUCGUUGCUCGGCACGAGCUUCUUCUAGCGUCAGUGGUGGUGAUCUGCGAGAGAGAUUAAGCAAAACUCGGCUUCGUGAUAUAAAGCUACAUGAUGCGAUUAAUCUGUUCAGAGAAAUGGUCAAGACUCGUCCCUUCCCUUCCAUUGUCGAUUUCAAUAGAUUGUUGAGUGCCAUUGUUAAGAUGAAGAAGUAUGAUGUUGUGAUAUCUCUGGGGAAGAAGAUGGAAGUUUUGGGGAUUCGAAAUGAUCUUUAUACAUUCAAUAUUGUGAUAAAUUGUUUCUGUUGCUGUUUUCAAGUCUCUCUUGCUUUAUCUGUUCUUGGCAAGAUGUUGAAACUUGGUUAUGAGCCAGAUAGAGUCACGAUUGGAUCUCUUGUUAAUGGAUUUUGUCGUAGGAAUAGAGUUUCUGAUGCUGUAUCUUUGGUUGAUAAGAUGGUGGAGAUUGGAUAUAGACCGGAUAUUGUUGCGUACAACGCGAUCAUUGAUAGUCUUUGCAAAACCAGACGUGUGAAUGAUGCUCUUGAUUUUUUCAAGGAAAUUGGAAGGAAAGGGAUUAGACCGAAUGUUGUUACCUACACUGCGCUUGUAAAUGGUCUUUGUAAUUCGGGUAGAUGGAAUGAUGCUGCUCGGCUUUUGAGAGAUAUGAUCAAGAGGAAAAUCACCCCUAAUGUGAUUACUUAUAGUGCGUUGCUCGAUGCGUUUGUGAAAAACGGAAAGGUUUUGGAGGCUAAAGAGAUUUUCGAGGAGAUGGUACGUAUGUCUAUCGAUCCUGAUAUCGUGACUUACAGUUCGUUGAUCAAUGGGCUUUGUUUACACGAUCGCAUAGAUGAGGCCAACCAAAUGUUUGAUUUGAUGGUAAGCAAGGGUUGUUUCCCAGAUGUAGUGAGUUACAACACUCUUAUAAAUGGAUUUUGUAAGGCGAAGAGAGUAGAGGAUGGGAUGAAACUGUUUCGUAAGAUGUCUCAGAGAGGAUUAGUUAACAAUACAGUCACUUACAACACUCUUAUCCAAGGGUUUUUUCAAGUAGGCGAUGUUGAUAAAGCUCAAGAAUUUUUUAGUCAGAUGGAUUCUUUUGGUGUCUCUCCUGACAUUUGGACCUAUAACAUUUUGCUAGGUGGUCUUUGUGACAACGGGUUGCUAGAGAAAGCGUUGGUGAUAUUUGAAGAUAUGCAAAAGAGUGAAAUGGAUCUUGAUAUUGUCACAUAUACUACUGUUAUCCAAGGAAUGUGCAAGACUGGUAAGGUUGAAGACGCUUGGGGUUUAUUUUGUAGCCUCAGCCUUAAAGGAUUGAAGCCUGAUAUUGUAACAUACACUACAAUGAUGUCAGGGUUGUGUACAAAAGGCCUACAACAUGAAGUUGAAGCACUGUAUACAAAAAUGAAACAAGAGGGGCUUAUGAAAAAUGACAGCAUGCUAUGCCUUGGAGAUGGUGACAUAACCAUAUCAGCUGAACUCAUCAAGAAAAUGUUGAGCUGUGGCUAUGCACCGUCCUUGCUUGGAGACAUCAAACCUGUGGGAUGCAAAAAAGCUCUGUCUCUCUUGUAAUUGUUACUGCGGUUUCAGCGGUGAUUGAACCACUGGCAAUCGGUGUUUCUCUAAUAUAAGUAGAGAAAUCCUCAAUUGCUUCAUCCAAGCAUUGAGUAAUGGUGGUCAGUCAAGUGUUAUCGAAAAGUGAAUGCAUCUGGGUUCUUCACUAACCUCGUCAUUCCUGGUUGGAGAUUCUGGAUUUGGGUUGUACAUUUCGAAGGGAUUCUCUGGGAGGGUUUUGGCUGUCAUCACCAGCAGCAGCAGCUCUAUCCAUGGUGCCGAUUAGCAUUGCUUCAUCUUCUCCUUUUCAUCUCAACGCUUAAGGAAAAGGAGAUGAAUCUAGUAAAAAGAUGUAUUUGGCUCGGCUUGAGGAAGAAUGAGCAUCACUUGGUUUCUCUCAAUCUUAUCACGAUUUCUGUCUUUGUGCAUAAACAUAUAUAGGAAAAAUGCUCUGCCAGAGGUUAGAAAAAGCCAAGAUGUUGUAAAUAAAGGCAAAGCUUUCUCACUUGUAGUAUCAAAGGCAAGGCGAAAUGAUUUAUUAAGAAGGGUGGAGAGAGAGAGAGAUUAAAGGUCUACGAAGGCUUGACCAAAUUCAGGUAUGGGUUACUAGAAAGGCCUAUUCAACUGAGAAUCGUCGGUCAGGACUCAGGAAAGAGUGCUUAAAACAGCAUGGAACCGAUUUUGUUGGAAAAUGGAUGUCUUAGCAUCUCUGUCUCUGAUUUUGUUGUUAAUAGCCCAGAAAUGUUGUUGUGUCUUCCCCAACAAAAUCAUAAAAUGUACUACUACCAUCUUUUUUGUUCUGAUUCUUGAUUCGGUUUAAAAACGCAAACCGAUAAUCCCCAAAUAACAUAAUUACUAAA
This is a messenger RNA of Arabidopsis lyrata subsp. lyrata, 2588 nucleotides long. RefSeq names its product pentatricopeptide repeat-containing protein At1g62680, mitochondrial. The transcript is spliced from 3 exons. The record is from RefSeq and is a predicted model, not a curated record. Lineage: Eukaryota; Viridiplantae; Streptophyta; Magnoliopsida; Brassicales; Brassicaceae. Gene Ontology annotation, molecular function: protein binding. Bases 94 to 1746 code for a protein of 550 amino acids.